UGUUCUCCGGUGAUCCUAAAGUGACGAGCCGCAGAAACAAGAUGUCGCUUAAUAACGUCGAGCUCGCGCCACUUGUGCUCUGAAUCUGUACGGCUUUGUUUGUUUGUUUGUUGUUGUUGUUCGCGGAGCAACAAGAAGCCUUCUUUUCUUCUCGGGCUAAUAAUGCGGUGGUGUGGCGGCGAUCCGGACGCGACCUGAAUAUUUAUGAGGAGCCAAAGAGUCGCCUCCACCACCUCCUCCUCCUCCACCUCCUCCGCUUUGUUCCUCCCUUUCUCACACUAACAAAACUUGAGGAGACUUUUUUUUACCGUAAUAAGGCCGCAGUCACUGAACUAGUUGCCCAGAUGAAGCAGGACCCACAGGAUGGAGAGCUUAAGAGACAGCUACACGACCGGCGCAUAUCAGCCCUGAGCGACAAGCAAAAUCAGACGUUGUGUAAAGGACUUAAUGAACUUCAGAACGGACAGAAGCUGGCAGUCAGAAGUUGUCCCGUCGGCUCCACCAAGCCUCUGACUCUCAUCAAGCCUCCCAGCCAGAGCAUCGCCAUCUCCGUGGUGCCGGCCAAGGCCCCCGUUUCCAUGGUGACCGCACACAUCAACGGACAGAAGGCGGCGAGCUCGGACCCGCUGCAGACGUCCCCCAUCAACCUCCAGACGGGCGGCAGGGUGGCGUCCGCCGGCGUGCACGCGUUCAGCAGCAGGAGAGCCGGAGAGCUGCCUCCCUCCCAGAUGCUGGGAACUCUCACUGCUGUGCCCAUCAAGGUGCCUCAAGUCAGCUCCCUGCACCGGCUGGCAGGACAAGCAGCCACUGUGCUACCUCAGGUCAGGCCAAAGACGCAGAUCCCCGACAGCCUCCCUCAGGGCCCCGCCCCCCAGCUGCAGCCUGUGAGCCUGCAGAGGGCCGUCGCUGUGGUCACCCCCCGCAGCCAGGGCCCCUCUGCCGCCGGGGGCCCCACCGCUGUCAACCCCACCGCCGUCAGCCCCCGCAGCCAGGGCCCCUCUGCAGUCAGCCCCCGCAGCCAGGGCCCUUCUGCAGUCAGCCCCCGCAGCCAGGGCCCCUCUGCAGUCAGCCCCCGCAGCCAGGGCCCCUCUGCAGUCAGCCCCCGCAGCCAGGGCCCCUCUGCAGUCAGCCCCCGCAGCCAGGGCCCCUCUGCAGUCAGCCCCCGCAGCCAGGGCCCUUCUGCCACCGGGGGCCCCACCGCCGUCAGCCCCAUCGCCAAGGGCCCCACCGCCGUCAGCCCCAUCGCCAAGGGCCCCACCGCCGUCAGCCCCCGCAGCCAGGGCCCCACCCUGCCCACGGCCAACAGCACCUUCAGCCCCGACCAGCAGCCCAGCAGACAGAGUGACGCCCCACUGGUCCACGGCCCUUCGGGGGGCCCCGACUCUGAUGGACCCGUCCAGCAGGCCUUGGCGGGCCCCGGCGUGGCGUACGCCAUCAUCGCCUCCUCGCCUGCCCCCAGCAACGGGUCAUCUGCCGCCAGCGAGGGUGUCAAGGUGAUAAUAAUCCAGCCGCAGGCCCCCAGCAGCCCUGAAGGGGCCCCGGCUGACCCCCUGUCACACGAGGCCCCGCCGGCCCCCACAUGCCCGUCCCACAAGAAGGGCGAGGACCCCAAGAAGGUGGCCUUCAUGGUGGCCCUCGGCCUCGUCACCACGGAGCACCUGGAAGAGAUCCAGACUAAAAGACAAGAGAGGAAGAGGCGGAGCACGGCCAACCCGGCCUACAGCGGCCUGUUUGAGCCCGAGCGUAAACGUCUGGCGUCACAUUACCUGAACAGUUCGCUCUUCCUGUCGGCACGAGACUCUGAGGAUUUCAGCUGGAAGAAGGAGGACGUGGAGCAUGAGGACCUCUGCGCCGUCUGCAAGGAGGACGGAGAGCUGCAGCCCUGCCACAACUGCCCCAGAGCCUUCCACCCCGACUGCCUCCACCCGCCCCUCAAGACCCCCCCCAGGGGGCCCUGGUACUGCCCCAAGUGCCAGAAGAAGGUCCUGAACAAAGAAAACAUGUCGUGGCCUCACAACUUCGUCCAGUCGUACGUCACGCACAAGACGGUGCGGCAGGAGGAGAAGCGACGUCUGCUGAGACGAAGCUCUGAGCUGAAGAAGGAGUUUUCUCACCUGGAGGAAGAAGACGAGAAGCUGAGCGACUCGCUCAAACAGUGCAUGGACCUGAGGGAGCGGCUGCUGGGACAACAGAGAGACACUCAGGCGUCACUGGAGCGCCUCAAAGCUCUCAUCCGCUUGAUCCAACGCGACCAGCUCAUCCAGGUCACCAUGACGACCACCGCCACCAUCGCCGCCGCCUCCCUGCUCUCCCAGUCCUGGAUCAAACCCACCAGCGCCGCCCCACCGGGCCCCUCGGCCACGCCCCUGCUUCAGAAGAGCCACGCCCACAGCCAGGAGGACGUCAAGUAGCGACCUUUUGAAGGCGGUGAUGAUUUCUCUUGUUGAAUAAUAUCGUUUGAGGAGCUGAUAAAGAGCCUCUUCACUCCAUUCAAGUAUUUUUUAAGACCCAACACCUACAGUGCUUACGAGAUUUCUUUUUUUAUGUUAUUUAUUAAUGUUCUUGGCCUUAAUGUAUUUAUUACAAGAAGUUAGACGAGUGCUGCAUCCUCCUGAUGUUUCCCUUUUGUAGGCAGCGUAGCGAGGGAGCUAACUAGCGCUAGUUAGCUAGCGCUAGUUAGCCAACGCGAGGACUGUACAGUGAUAUAUCUCACUAGAUGUUUCUUUCAUCCUAUGAACAAUGCUUUUUGCCAUAAUGAUUCAGGAAAAUGUUUUCAUCGUGUAUGUAAACGCAUACGAGCCUUCAAACAAAAACAGAGUAACUUUCAGUAUUAAUAGAGUUAAAGUCAAAGAAAAAAGUAUUUAAGAUAAAACUACAGAAAUGAGCUAGUAUUUUCCUGUGUACAUACGUCGUAUCAUCAUGUGACCACGUGAGUCUCUGCUUCGCAUCGCAAACAACAACAACGGGACUUCAGGUCAAAGGUCGGGGGCGGAGCCUGAGAGCGUCAGUUAUUACCCACAAUGCCGAGUACAGCAACAUAGAAACAAGUCAAAUAUUACAUUUAUUGAUUUACUGAGAUGAACUAACUGUAUUUAUUUCAUAUUAAUCCAUUGAACAUUUUGGAAUAGAAUUCUAUGAUGAUUCUUCAUCAGCACAAAAUUCAACAAAGACAUCAAAGGUUUGUAUAAUUAAUAAAAUAGUUUACUUUGAGAUCUUUUGAUGUGUAAAAUGAAAUCAUGAAUCAGAUUUGAACUGAAACUGAGCGUUAAACGUUGAGUUCAUGAGUGACGAGGAUGAAGAUUUCAUGUUGCUGCUUGUUUUGCGUCACCGAGAUCAAAGAGAAGCAGAGACUGCCGUGAUGUUUGUCCCCCCCCCUUUAAACCAGUAUAGGAAAUAUGCCAAAAAGCCCUUUUCUUUGUUUCUGUACUGGGACGUCUUCGUGCUUCGCUUCGUCCCGUUUUAUAUUUGUCUUUUUUUACUCGUGUUUAUUGAGACGAACACUGCCUCACGGACAAAAUAAUAGAGACACUAGAAGACAAAGACAAGGGUAGAGACACGUCUUCUGAGGUCCCUUUGUGCUUAAGGAACCUGUCCCCGAGAAGAUGAUGGACAACGUCCAGGUAGAAAGCGUCUGUCUCGCUCGUCUUCCUGCUGGUCCAGAGGUUCCGUUCACGUGUUCUACUUUUUAUUUCCCAUCGAGGUGCACGAACAUGAACAAGCGUUUCCCAUAAUUCAGAGGGAGAGACGUCGCAGCAGGAGGAGGAGUCUGUUCUGGUUUGAUUCAUAAAUCGUUUCCAUAUCGCCUGAGUUUGAAGCAUCCGAGAUACUGAACGGGUGUUUUUGUAGGAGAGUGUUGCAUUGUGGGAUGAAAGAGUAGGAAAACACAACAUCAAAGUUACAAAAUAUAGUUAUUGUUUAUUUGAUGAUCAAUUAAUCACCCAAAAUAAAGAAAUCUAAAUAUAUGAUACACAAAGAUUCACACACAUGAACACAUGAAACAUCUUGACUUGACCUUUGACAUUUUCUGUGUUUUCAAACUUCAUUUCUCUGCAUGAAGUGAGAAGGAACCUGUCAAUCAACAGUGAGCCAAACGCACACGUUACGGUUCAGAAUAAAUGCUUCACCACUCAGAGCCUGGGGGACGUCUGGGGGACGUCUGGGGGACGUCUGGGGGACGUCUGGGGGACGUCUAGGGGCUUCUAGGGGACGUCUGGGGGACGUCUGGGGGACGUCUAGGGGCUUCUAGGGGACGUCUGGGGGACGUCUGGGGGACGUCUAGGGGACGUCUAGAGGACGUCUGGGGGACGUCUGGGGGACGUCUAGGGGACGUCUGGGGGACGUCUAGGGGACGUCUGGGGGACGUCUGGGGGGCGUCUAGGGGACGUCUGGGGGACGUCUGGGGGCUUGAUGUUGUUCCCUGACCCUAAAAGGCGGCCCACCUCCCGUCAUGAGUCAACGAGCCUUUAUGAAACCAAAGUGUUGUUCCUCUUUAACGCCGAGAACACUCACUUUACUUCAUACUUUACUUCAUACUUUGGUACAAUAUUCACAUUGUAACUAAACAUCUGUUUAUUUACAAUGAACUGAAAACAUGAAACACUCAGACUUCAUUUAGUUGUAAAUUACUAAUCUGACUCGUCUUAGACUUUGAUAAAUGUGGAAUGUGCUGCAUACGAUGAUCCAUGUGAUGGAGGGACAUGGUGGAGGGACAUGAUGGAGGGACAUGGUGGAGGGACAUGGUGGAGGGACAUGAUGGAGGGACAUGGUGGAGGGACAUGGUGGAGGGACAUGAUGGAGGGACAUGGUGGAGGGACAUGGUGGAGGGACAUGGUGGAGGGACAUGGUGAAGGGACAUGGUGAAGGGACAUGGUGGAGGGACAUGAUGGAGGGACAUGGUGGAGGGACAUGGUGGAGGGACAUGGUGGAGGGACAUGGUGGAGGGACAUGAUGGAGGGACAUGGUGGAGGGACAUGGUGGAGGGACAUGGUGGAGGGACAUGGUGGAGGGACAUGGUGAAGGGACAUGGUGAAGGGAC
Messenger RNA from Pungitius pungitius (ninespine stickleback), 5035 nucleotides. It is a transcript of the gene phf21b, whose product is annotated as PHD finger protein 21B. The record is from RefSeq and is a predicted model, not a curated record. The coding region runs from base 345 to 2411 and encodes 688 amino acids. The transcript is spliced from 15 exons. NCBI's taxonomy places the organism in Eukaryota, Metazoa, Chordata, Actinopteri, Perciformes, Gasterosteidae.